UAGCUUCCCUCCUUUUAGCUCUCUCUCUCCUUCGGAUAAACCACCGAGUCUCUCUCUGCCCAAUCCAGAUCCCAAAAGCAAAAGCAAGAACGGAAAGGCAAGGAAACUCUGUUGAAAGAAAUCGGAACUUUUGUUGCGCAAACUAACAGUGAUUCCCAGGGUGUGCAAGUCUUGGAACAAAGCAGUGUCUGGCCCUUAUUGCUGGCAGGAGAUAGACAUUGAGGAAUGGUUUUGUCAAUGCGAGCCUGAUCACCUCGAUCGCAUGGUUCGUAGGCUGGUCACAAGAAGCUGUGGAUCCCUCCGGAAAAUUUGUGUUUCUAGCCUUCGCAAUGAUACAACUUUCUCCUUCAUUGCUGAGCAUGCUGGAUAUCUUCAUAUGUUGCAACUGCCUAGAAGUGAGAUAAGUGAUUGUAUAGUUGAACAGAUUGUGGGGAAGCUCUCUACUGUAACUUUCUUGGAUGUAAGCUAUUGUAAUAAAAUUGGCGCUCGUGCUCUGGAGGCCAUUGGAAAGCAUUGUAAAUUGCUUGUGGGGCUGUGCCGAAACAUGCACCCAUUGGAUUCAGCAGGCAAGCUUUCGCAAGAGGAUGAGGCUCUUGCCAUUGCCACCAGAAUGCCAAAGAUUAGGCACCUUGAAAUGGCGUACAAUCUUACUACUACAGAAAGUGUACUAAGGAUCCUCUCAAGCUGCAAGGAGCUUGAAUUGUUGGAUUUGAGAGGGUGCUGGGAAGUGAAACUUGAUGGUAAGUUCCUUAAAGAAAAGUUUCCCAAAUUGAAAGUUUUGGGACCUCUUGUGGUGGAUUAUUAUGAGAUCAACGAGUGGGAUGAUUGCUCGGAGUACUCGGAUGCAGUGUCCAUCUACUUUUCCUGGGACUUUAUAGCUGGUGAAAUGGACGAUUAUGAUGAUGAUGAUGAUGAAAGCUUUGAUGGAAUGUGGGAUGAUGAAUGCAGGCUGGAGGAGCUCGAGCUGAGGUUCUAUGAAGCAGCUCAUGAAGAUAUGGGUAUGCAUGUUUGGCCUCAGUCUCCAUGGGUUCUGUUUUCUUCCUCCCAAGUUUGUCAGACUUUUUCAUGUAUCUAGCAAGUAAGAUGCUUUUACUUUUGAACUUCUAUAUGCUCUAUGACCAUGGAUAUAUAUAUAUAUACAUGUUUCAAUAGUAA
This is a messenger RNA of Tripterygium wilfordii, 1155 nucleotides long. RefSeq names its product F-box protein FBW2-like. The transcript has 3 exons. The record is from RefSeq and is a predicted model, not a curated record. Bases 263 to 1075 code for a protein of 270 amino acids. Lineage: Eukaryota; Viridiplantae; Streptophyta; Magnoliopsida; Celastrales; Celastraceae.